Acanthaster planci (crown-of-thorns starfish) is the source of this 3646-nucleotide messenger RNA. Its product is annotated as piwi-like protein 1. NCBI's taxonomy places the organism in Eukaryota, Metazoa, Echinodermata, Asteroidea, Valvatida, Acanthasteridae. Gene Ontology annotation, molecular function: RNA binding; protein binding. The record is from RefSeq and is a predicted model, not a curated record.
CCCUUUUGUGUUUGUGCGAGGAGAGCAUGCUGUCCCUGGUUCUAUCUUUGUGUGGAGCAAAAUGCAGUUGCCAUCGCCCAUUGGACGAGUUCGGUUGUGAAGACUGACUGCAAAGCCUCGACAAGCUUUAGCUUGACAAAAUAGUCUUCUUGACUCUUCCUUGUUCCUUUUUUGGGGGGCUGUUGUCUGGAAGCGGGAUAGGAGCUGCAUUGGCAAUAUAUACUCCUAUACGUAAUCAGUUCCAUGCAUCUCGCUGAGGGAUCUGCGUGCACGAGACACUGGGAAAGCUUCUUGAGGGGAGAAAUGGUGGACAACAUCCAGCUUCUUUGUGAUCCAAGCGGCAAAAAGACUCUGUAAACUUCCAGCAGCAGAGAAAGUUAGAAUCACCCAACAUGGCUGACAAUCAGCAGGCCAGUGGAAGUGGGCGUGCCCGUGGGAGGGGCCGUGGGCGUGGCCGGGCUUCGCAGCAGCAUGUCCAGCCCAGGCGUCCUGGCGAACCGGCAGGUGCAGCUACAGCCAUGCCCAAGCCCCUGGGCGAUCCGGAUACCGUACCUGCACCGGGGAGGGGGCGAUCUAGGGGUGGAGCUUCCCAAAUCCCAGGCUCGGGAGCUGCCAUUAGUAGCGAGCAGAAAGCAGGUGCAACAGUGCCCUUGGCAGAGCCUCCAACUACUCAAAUGGCCGCACUGAGUAUGGGCCAAGUGCAGGGUGCAGAGGGUGGGGGAGUUAGUGCUCGCAGGGGAGGGUUCCUUGAAGAGGAGCUCAAGACAAGACCAGAACACCUUACCGAUAAGAGAGGCAAGAAAGGCAAGACUGUUGAACUCCUGACCAACUGUUUCCGUCUGAGAGCAGAUGGCCAGUGGCUCCUGUACCAGUACGAUGUGAAAUUCUCUCCUGAAGUGGACAGUCGUAGGGCGCGCCAUGCCCUGCUGCGGUCCCAUUCAGAGAUAGUGGACGGCCCCAUGGCCUUUGAUGGCAUGAUCCUCUUCUUGCUCAGGAGGCUGGACCAGCCGGUUACCAGGUUUGAAACGAAACGUCGAGACAGUGAUGCCGUUGUUACAAUCACCAUUACUUUAACAAGCGAGCUGCCCCCAAACUCACCGACUUACCUCCAGGUCUACAAUAUCAUCUUCCGCAAAAUUCUUAGAUUGGUUGGCUUUGAGCAAAUUGGACGGAACUAUUUCAAUCCAGAGCUGAAAAUAGAUAUUCAGCAGCACAAACUCCAGCUGUGGCCCGGCUUCAUCACUUCCAUCCUGCAGUAUGAGGAGGAGGUCCUGCUGAUGGCCGACGUCUCCCACAAGAUCCUGCGGACGGAGACGGUGCUGGACCUGAUCUAUCACCUGAGCCAGACCAAGGAGGACUGGGCCGAUAAGUUUAAGACACUCAUCACUGGAGAGAUCGUCCUGACAAAGUACAACAAUAAGACCUACCGUGUCGAUGACGUUGUAUUUGAUAAAAAUCCCCUUGACGCCUUUGAGAAGUUUGACGGCACAACGAUUACCUAUGCUGAGUACUACCGGGACGCCUAUGAGGUAGAGUUGAGGGAUUUCAAACAGCCGUUACUGGUCGGCAAACGCAAGAAGAGGGACGAACGCCAGGGAGCAACUAAUAUCCACCUCAUCCCAGAGUUGUGCACCAUAACAGGCCUGAGCGACAACAUGCGCAGUGACUUCCAUGUCAUGAGAGACCUUGCAACCAUAACUCGCAUCACGCCUAAUGAUCGCCUUCAGCAGUUAUCCAGCUUUCUUGGCAGCUUUCCCAAGAACAAAGAGGCCUACAGUCACCUGCGGAGAUGGCAGUUGAACUUUGACCCACAACCAGUCAGGAUCAAUGCUCGGAUAAUGGAUCGAGAGACUAUUAUCACAGGAGACCGGGGAAGCACUCGCAUUACGCUGGAUGAGAAUGCAGAAUGGAGCCGACAGAUGAGGAAGGAGUUACUGAACAGUGUUGGGCUGCUGGACUGGAUGCUAAUCUACAUCGGACGGGACAGCAAGAAUGCCAUGGACUUCCUGACUUCCCUCAACCGUGUCGCGCCAAAUUUGGGGAUGGAGGUCAGGACACCCUUAAAAUGCGAGUUAAGAGAUGACCGAACCGAAAGCUUUAUUCGCGCUAUCAGAGACAAUUUGACACCAAGGACACAGAUGGUGGUGUGCAUCUUGCCGACCUCCCGCAAGGAUCGCUACGACGCCAUCAAGAAGCUCUGCUGCCUGGAGGCACCAGUUCCCAGCCAGUGCAUAGUGAGCCGCACCAUCAGCAAGAAGCAGACCAUCAUGUCAGUGGCCACCAAGAUUGCCAUGCAAGUCAACUGUAAGAUGGGCGGUGAGCUGUGGACGGUGGAAAUUCCUUCCAAAAUGCUGAUGAUGGUUGUUGGAAUCGAUUCUUACCACGACCUUAAGAAUAAAGAGCAGUCUGUUGGUGGAUUCGUCGCUUCCAUGAACCACAGUCUGACCAGGUACUAUUCACGAUGCACCUUUCAGCAUUCAGGACAAGAGCUUAUUGAUAGCCUCAAGGUCUGCAUGACAAGUGCCUUGAAAAAUUUCCAUGAGAUCAAUGGGAGUUUGCCAGAGAGGGUUAUCAUCUAUCGUGACGGGGUGGGUGAUGGUCAGCUGGCUGCCGUGGUCAAUUACGAGCUGCCCCAGCUGCUGAGCACCUUCCAGAUGAUAGGAAAAAAUUACAAACCCAAAGGUGCCAUGGUGGUCGUGAAGAAGCGCAUCAACAAUCGAUUCUUCAGCCUGAAAGGAGGUCAGCUGCAGAACCCCUCCCCAGGAACCGUGAUUGACUCUGGGGUCACCAAGCCAGAAUUCUACGACUUCUUCCUUGUCAGUCAGUCUGUACGGCAGGGUACAGUCACCCCAACAAGCUACAAUGUGAUCUGGGACGUCUCGGGUCUGGCACCAGACCACAUACAAAGCCUGACCUACAAGUUGACCCACCUCUAUUUUAAUUGGCCGGGAACCAUUCGUGUACCGGCCCCCUGCCUCUACGCUCACAAGCUGGCUUUCCUAGUAGGCCAGAGCCUACACCGGGAGCCACGCAUCGAAUUGGCCGACCGAUUGUUCUUCUUGUAAGAGAUCACUGCCGUUAAGAUGCAAAUUCCAUCCCCAUUUAGCCAAAGUAUUUAUUGCCGCUCUUACUGCUGAUGCUGAUGCACUUGUUUUGAUCUUUAAUGACCCACAACGCGCUUCAUUUUAAGCAUGCAUAGUUCACAUACAGUAUUGACUCAUUCAGUGAGCUAAACUUUAAUUUGACCAAAAGUUUUAGAGGGCUUGGCAUUUUGAACCAAGCACCAAAAGUAAAGUGGCAAGGAAACAGUGACAAACAAGCAAGCAUGCAUUGAUGAAAAGAGUAGAAAUGGGGAGGGAAGGGAGCGGGUGAUGCAGGUGGCCAAAGGGGGGGUUUGGAACAGAGUGAAGGGGUCAUUACCGGUGGGGAAAAUGAACAGUAUGGAGGUAGUCAGAUAGGAAAAGAUCAAAGAAUAAGCACAGUAGUGGGUGAUGGACCCCAAAGGUGCAGAUUAUCUGCAGUGACAAACGUAGGAAAGAAACGGUGACUUGGUUGCUCUCAUGCUAAGGGUUAACCCCUUGACGAGGGGAAUUUCUUCACGAAAGCCAACUCCAAGAAUUCCAGCCUCACUUGGCCGUGAAGGCCA